Diaporthe citri is the source of this 7911-nucleotide messenger RNA. RefSeq lists its product as uncharacterized. The transcript is spliced from 8 exons. The record is from RefSeq and is a predicted model, not a curated record. NCBI's taxonomy places the organism in Eukaryota, Fungi, Ascomycota, Sordariomycetes, Diaporthales, Diaporthaceae. The coding region runs from base 1 to 7911 and encodes 2636 amino acids. Gene Ontology annotation, molecular function: protein binding.
AUGAAGUGUACUCAAGCUCCCAAGCUGAGCACCUUCUUCGGAGUCCAUCAGACCAUGCAGUGUGACCGCAAGGUAGAUAUAUUGGGCAACACCAGCCCGGCGGAUGAGGUCGAGGCCGAGGCCACAAUCAAGGCUUGCAUAAUAAGCGGCCUGCUUGAGCUGACGAUGCCCAUGGCGUUCAUACCGGCCAGAGCUUGCGGACCCAUUGUGCUCGGUGGCCCAGAGGAAGUCUGUGAAGGGAGCUCUGAGCGGCCUCGACUAUGGAAUCCCUCUCUGUGCCCCAAACUGGCUGCUCGAUCGCGCCGAUACCGUUCCUCGACCUCAGCCUCGAACCCUCCUGUCGUGACCAAGGCCGCCGAGGUCCUGCAGUCGCUCCUUGACAAGCUUUCUACCGCACUCCAAGCUCCCCAGGGCAGCGACUAUCCCGAAUUUCCUGCGCUCAUCGAGCUCGGCCGACAGGUGCACCAGCAUGUCGCUGCGACCAACCCACCAUGCCCGGCCCAAGACGACUUCCGUCACCUAGAUGGCUUCCGGCAUCUGCUGAACGUCCUCCGUGCCUACUCUGGCUUCUACAACCCACAAAGGCGCAGCCUGGAAGAGAAGAAGGGUUUCUUCGAGCUUCUGCACACCGUUCUGGCGGUAUUCUCGGCCACCUUCAGGGAACACCAUGGCAACCGCCGCUAUUUCAAGCGCCGGGUUGAAGGCGGCGGUUGGGAGGCAUUGGAACAGAUUAUAGCCAGCGUCGGACUGGGAGGCACCGACUCGGACGUGUGGACAAACUGUCAACUGUUCGGAAAGCUACUCUCUUUCUCUCUCGACGACCAGAGGCUGGACAAGCUCUGCCAGGCUGUAGCCGUCACCUCCGCUCCCGAAGGAACCAGCGAGGCCGGCGAUGACGUCGCGUACCAGAAUGGCGAUGGAGACCGGAUAACUCGAUUCGAAGUGGCCAUAAUCGAGAGAGAGCUGGAGAAGAUCAUUACAUCCACUACGGUGCUUCGGAAUCCCGAGAUCAUGCGUGCUGUCAUCGACUUCUGGGAGUCCAUGCCCAGGGAUCCGGAAACUGCCGAGUCCUUUGCUUCGGCCAUCGUUCUGGCUACCAUGAAGCUAGCCAGCUCUGCUUCAUUCUCCAACCUGAAUGCGUUACAUGGGACCGGCGCACUCUCGAGGUUUCUUGCUCUGUACCUUAGAGAGGAUUCGAGGCUAUCGGAGCAUGAACGAGGGGUGAUCCUCGGUCUCUGCAAGUCAUUGAUGCAUCUCGGUGUCAACAGGCUGGCAGACGUGCAGCUGCUCUUAUCCAAACAGGACUCUGUUGCUUCCCAGUUCUGUCUGGAUAUGGCAACAAGAUUCAACGGCCCUCCGUUUGUACAGUUCGAUCUUUCCCUGCAUGGGCACUCGUCCAUUGAGCUGCCCUCGCUUGGACGCUCGUUCCCCCCAACCUCAUCGGCCGGGUACACUUUUACCGCCUGGAUACGGGUAGACCGCUUCGACCCAGGCUCACACACGACAAUAUUUGGCGUUUUUGAUGCUACCCAGACAUGCUUUCUUCUGGCGUAUUUGGAAAAGGAUACCCACAAUUUUAUUCUGCAGACGUCUGUAACCUCUCAAAGGCCAAGCGUCCGCUUCAAGUCGGUCAAGUUCAAGGAAGGUCGAUGGUACCACAUUGCAAUCGUUCACCGACGGCCAAGGACAAUGUCAGCGAGCAAGGCUUCGUUGUACGUCAAUGGUGAAUUUGCCGAACAGAUCAAGUCGCAAUAUCCCGUGCCUCCUCCCAUGAGCAAUGCAAGCACGGAGAGUUUCGCAUCUUUCAACUCUGUCGCCAACAAGCCACAUCCUGUGCAAGCCUUCUUAGGAACCCCACGUGAUCUGUCUACGCAGCUCGGUCCUGGGCUCGUCUUUUCAAAAUGGUCCUUGGCCUCGGCGCAUCUCUUCGAAGAAAUUCUAAGUGAUGAUUUACUUGCAGUCCACUAUCGCCUGGGCCCAAGGUAUCAGGGGAAUUUUCAAGAUUGUCUCGGAGGAUUCCAGACGUACGAGGCAUCGGCAGCCUUGGGUCUGCGGAACGAAAUGUUGCACCCAGGCAAGGAAGAGGGCUCAUCAGACAUUCUCAAGGCCAUCAGGGACAAGGCUAGUAGCCUCGUGCCGGAACAAAAGAUCCUCAUGAGCACUUUGCCUACCGCAAUUUUCCAACCCGAGGGCCAGUUCCUCGAUUCCUUCCUCUUUCGGUCUCUGUCCAGGAAUGCAGCUAGUAACCUGUUCCAGUUGGCGACCAAGAGCGGAACCGCUAUCUCUAUAAACGCCGCUCUCCCAUGCGUUAACGACGCUCUCGUGAGGGCUCAUGGGGUCGCUGUGCUCACAGGAGACCCUGUUGUAACAACACCUUACAAUUUCGAUGACAACCUUUGGCGAAUCGGCGGGUUCACGCCUGUUGCCCUGAAGCUGGUUGAGCGUGCCAAGACCGCGGAAGAGUUCAUUAGGUCCGUCGAGCUGAUGUUCUUGUCCAUCAAGAAGAGCUGGAGGAAUAGUGAAGCGAUGGAGCGAGAUAAUGGCUAUGCCAUCUUAGGCAUGCUCCUGAGAUCGAAGCUCGGCUACGCGACUUCUGGAACCGACAUACCUGGAUGGCGACUCCUGUUGGCCCCCGAGGACCGAGACAAGCUGAGUUUCCAGUUACUCAGCUUGGUGCUGGACUUUGUCGGCUACAAGCAUGCUUCACCCGUGGAGUCCUUCAUCAUCAACCCUCUUGCGUACCGCAUCCUAUUGAUCGACUUUGAUACUUGGCGGAAGUCAGCCCCCAUAACCCAGGAAUUGUACUAUAAGCAGUUUGUGACUUUCGCCGUCAACAGCAAAUUUCACGAGUUCAAUAGUCGCAGGCUGCAGCGAAUGCGAAUUGUGAAAAGAAUGCUGGAUGCUUUAAAAGCAGAGACAAUAUCAGAAAAUGUCAUGCCCCAUUUCCUGGAUGCGUUUGAGAGUCUCAUCAAAUGCAACUUCAACGCCGAGGUCCACCGUACUAUCGCCUUGUUCAUCACUUACACCUUCCACUCUUCAGCAAACUCCCAACCGCGAACUCCGAGGCCGAUGUCUGCGAUCACCCCGACUAAUGGUAGGAUCGGUCUACGUCGCGCCACGGUGGAUUCCGCCAAUGGUGCACAUUUGCCCGUCUUGACGAGAAAACAAGUUGGCGUCAAGAUCCUGGCGCUGUACACACGACUGCUCUGCGACAAGGGAAAUUUCACGGAUAUCCACAAAUUUGCCCGUACGGUAACGAAUAAGUGGCUUCUGUACCUACUUGCCGAGGAGAACCCAGAAGUCAUCGUCUAUGGCUGCAAAAUCAUCGCCAGGGUGCUCGUGUCGCAUGGGUCAAGCUAUGCUUCCAAAUUUGCCAAGAAGACGGGCGGGUUCGCAAUCAUGUCCCACCGUUUGAAGCAUUGGGACAUCUUGAAGUACCAGGAUGACCCGGAUUCACCAAUCGGUGUCGAAAGAGGGCACUCCAGAAACCUGAGCACCUCUGAGUCCGCAUCAGCCAGACCGCGAGCCAGAUCCAUGAAUUUUGUUGACGAACUCGGAGCUAGGCAUACACGCGGUGUGGACAAAGAGAGGGUUGCUAGCCACGCUGUUGUUCUCCAAACUGUCGUUAGAUUCCUGUCAAAUCUUCAUCAGCGGUCAGCGGACUUCCGGGACUUUGCCCUCUCUUCUGACUACGUACGGCUGCUUCUUUCUGCUCUGUAUCCAGUGCUGCUUAGCACUGAUCCUGUGAGCCCCGAGACGGAGCUAAACUCAAGAGACUCUGCGCUCACUUUUGAUGGUGGCGAUGUUAUUAUUCGACCUUUGGCAGGUUCAUCCAGUCCGGCGCCAAUCGUGAGGGCGUCUGUGGUUCCCUCAUCAGCGGAGUCGCCUCACCAGUCCCGAGGUACCCAGCUCCGACGAGCGUCCUCCUUCGUUCUUCUGACGUCGCAAGAAUCACCGCAAGCUGCAAAGAGCAGUGCGAGGCUGGCUCACGUCAUGUCUCCCAAAUUGCAAGUCCAGGCACAGAAAGUCAGCAACGUCGUGCUAGAGGGCUUGCUUGAUCUCGUGCUUGACGUCUUUGUCGACCAAUUACUGGCGCGGAAGGAAUUUCCAGGCUUUAGCUUGUUCCUGAAAAUACCUCCAGGCUUUCAGGAACACCAGGCCUAUUUCGAAUCCUACGUUCUGCGGCACGCAAUCUCACGCUUGAGUGCAUUGAUUCAAUCUGAUCAAACUAUCCUGCACCAUACCAAGGUUCUUCAGAACAUGUCUCGCUUCGCUACACACAUCUUGGACACAAUCUUUGAAGGAUGGUUCAUGAAUGGUGCCGAACCUGUUGCUGACUUCCUCGGAAGCAUUCUGGAAUAUCUUGCGCGGCCUGAUAUAUCAUCUCUGAAGAGCGUCCGACUGUGCAGCCAGAGUGUAUCGGUCCUUAAGGGGUCUAUCAUCAAGCUCGUUCUGCUUCGACUUUCUGACACUGAUGAUGCCCAAGUAUCUGAAGAAGAUAACCUGGCAGUGUUGUCUAACCUCUACUACUGGCAGAUUGUCUUGCUGGACUGUCUAUCUGCAAACGACGAUUCUAUGAGUCUCAUCUGGUAUCAGCUGUACGGCAAGCUGAUUGAUGCUCGUGAACCGAUCCGUCUAGCGGCAGCCGGAAUUCUGCGCAUCAUGAUGGUCCAAAAGCCUGAUGAGUGUUCACGCGUCUUCCGGGAGAUUCCAAUGCAGGCAGACGAAAAUCAAUUGACCAACGGCUUCACGCGUCUGACCGAAGUCGAUGACGGAACCUUUGUCGAAUGGGUUGACCAACACAGGCCUUCGCUGGAUGCGUUAUUCCUGGGUGGUAUGUCGAAGACAUGGGAGGAAUAUGUGAGCUCGGAGAAUCAGCGCACCUUGGAGACUGCCAGAUCGCGAUUGUCAAAACGCAAAGAAAAGCUUAAGCAGUGGCGGGACGAAGCUCGGCAAAUCGAAAACGUUCUCUUGCGUCACGAGAUGGCAAAUAGUGCUUGGAUGAAGAGCAUAUUUUGCACGGAGCACUCUAAACAUCAGCGUCUUACUCAGGACCAGCAAGACGACUUUGUCUUCCUAAUCAGCUCCUUUGGCAAGAUGGACCGAGACCUGAAACGUCCUGGCGGCGUCUUUGCAGAGACCGACCGCACAAUCAAGUGGAAGCUUGACAGGACAGAGGGAAGGAACCGGAUGCGUCUACGCCUUCUGCCAGACAACUCGAAGCUGGGAGAAGAGUACCAGUCUAAGCAAGCCAAGAAGAAACCCUCUGAGUCCAAACCAUCGGAGUCUUUACCUGCCGUUGCUGGCCUGAAGCUGGAUACAAAGAUUGGGCCAGGGACUUCUGGCACGAACACGCCCCAAGUCAGUGCGAUCAACGAGGUUGGGGAGAGCAUCGCCCUGACGGACGAGCCGGCUUCGACUGAGCAACAGCCAGAGCCAGGCGUGACGCCAGAAGAGGACUUUGAGCUCAUCGAGGAUCUCAACGAACCUGAAGGUGACGACUCUUUUGAAGACAAGAACAGAAAGGUCAUGCGGCGCCUCGAGCUUGGCGACACCGUUCAAAGCGUGUACAACAUUUCACGAAUCAUUGGUCUCGAGGCGUGCGAAGGCAUUCUCAUCAUCGGCAAAGAAGCGCUGUACAUCAUGGACAAUGUCUUCCGCAGCGCUGACGGAGAAAUCAUCAACGUCUGGCAAGCCCCACCUGACGAGCGUGACCCGUACUCCCAAAUCAUCACUGGCAGCAAGGCCGCCGAGAAGCCUAAGGCGCAGAGGGGAAGUGAACAAGAGUCCCGCAGCUGGAGAUGGCACGACGUGAUUAGUAUUUCCAAGCGUCGAUUCCUGUUCAGAGACGUUGCCAUCGAAAUCUUCUUCACAGACGGUCGGAGCUACCUGAUGACUGCACUGAACCCAAAUAUUCGGGACGAGGUCUUCGCAAGGUUAUCCAACAAGACUCCUCAUACGUCGGAUCCAAAGUCAUUGCCCAACCCAGAGGAUGCUUGGAGGUUGGAAGGCAUCAAGAUCUUCGAUGAGGCUCCUCAGUCUUUUGGCUCCAAAUUUGGGAGUAUCUUCAAUGCUUCACCAUGGACUCCGAUCAUGAGGAAGUGGCAAAAGGGAGAGAUAUCUAAUUUCCACUACUUGAUGCUCGUGAACACGAUGGCGGGGCGGACUUUCAACGACUUGACGCAAUAUCCAGUCUUCCCUUGGGUCCUCGCAGAUUACACCAGCGAGGAGCUUGACCUCACAAAUCCGGCCAGCUUCCGAGAUCUUUCGAAGCCAAUGGGUGCGCAGACUAUUGCUCGCCAGACCGACUACAUGAUGAGAUACAGCAACCUGAUGGAAGUGGGUGAAGUUCCGUUCCAUUACGGAACACACUACUCUUCAGCCAUGGCCGUGGCAUCGUACCUGAUCCGCCUGCCUCCUUUUGUACAAUCGUACAUCCUGCUCCAAGGUGGCACCUUCGAUCAUCCUGACCGUCUAUUCUAUUCCAUUGAGGGUGCGUGGAAAUCAUCGUCCAGGGACAAUGGGACUGACGUUCGGGAACUGAUUCCCGAGUUCUUUUACCUGCCUGACUUCCUCACCAAUACAAACGGCUAUGACUUUGGUCACCGUCAAGGUAAUGCUGGCAAGGUUGACCAUGUUAUACUUCCUCCAUGGGCCAAAGGAGACCCCAAGAUAUUCAUCGCGAAGAAUCGAGAGGCUCUAGAGAGCCCAUACGUGACAGAGAACCUGAACCACUGGAUCGACUUGGUCUUUGGUUAUAAGCAGAGGGGCGAAGCUGCUGUGGAAAACCUGAACGUGUUCCAUCAUCUGUCCUAUCACGGUGCCAUUGAUUUGGACAGUCUUGUCGACAAAAAUGAGCGGGCCAUCACUACCAACAUCAUCCACAAUUUCGGGCAGACGCCACACCAAGUCUUCUCCAAGCCUCAUCCUGCUCGAGAAUACGUACAUGUGCAAACCAGAAGGCUUGACACUGGUGUGCAGUCGCUGACCAGGGUCAACUACCCACUUCUCGAGAGCCACGAACGAGUCGCCUCCCUCAUCUAUGCUCCAAAGCUCGAUCGACUCUUGUGCGCAUCUCCUUUCAGGCUCAACAUGCCACCUCAUUUCGACAAGUUCCUCGAGUGGGGAUUCGCGGACAACAGCAUUCGGUUCUUCCUCAGCGACAACCGGAAACCCGUCGGCCUUCUCGAGAAUCUCCACCAAGGCCAAAUAUCAUGCGUCGCAUUCGCCGACUCCAAGACGCUCAUCACUGCCGGCGAUGACAGUGUCAUAUCCGUGUUCGCCAUCAAAUCCUCGGCCGGCAAGAACGUCGAGCUUUUUCCCAGGAUGUCUCUAUUCGGCCACAAGACACCAGUCAACGUGAUCGCUGUCUCCAAGGCGUUCAGCACGUUCCUUACGGUAUCUCAAGACGGCACAGCCUUCUUAUGGGACCUCAACCGCCUAGACUUCAUCCGGAAGCUUCCGGUGUCACGCCCGGUCGAAUGCGCCCGCAUCAACGACGUCACGGGGGACAUCAUGCUUUGCUGCGGGUCCAACGUGCUCCUCUUCACGCUCAACGGCGAGCUCAUCCUCGAACAGAACGUCUGCGGCGGCUCGGGCGAAGCUCACGACGACUAUGUGCACUCGUGCGCCUUCUACGAGGGCAGCAGCAGCGAGUGGCUUGAGAACUUCCUCGUGUUCACGGGCCACAGGAGGGGCAGGGUCAACGUCUGGAAGAAGACGGCGCGGAGGGGCGACGGCAGGUGGGUGCUGGAGCUCCUCAGGAGGCUGGACCACAUCGACAACAAGAGCGAGACCGGGACGAACAUAGAUGCGCCGAUCACGUGUAUCACGCCGAUGCCGCAGAUGGUGUACACGGGAGACGACGAUGGGCGAGUGUAUGAAUGGAACCUGGUCCAACGGGAGCGUUAG